GUAAAACAUAGACCUAGACUCUGCUCUGUUCUCAUUUUCUCUGAUCCGAACCCACAGACGCAGCAAAUGACGCGCCUGCUCUCACUGCAAGGACUUAUAAUAGGGCUCCUGCUAUUCACUGCAGCUGGUAAAGAUUGUGAUGGCCCCUCAGCUCCUCAGUGCUUUCGCAGAACCAGUGAUAAGAACAUGUACGAAUGUGAGUGGUGCUCCCCCUACAAGGACUGCAUCCACUACGUCCACUUUGGGACAGCCGGCAAUGAAUUUUCCUGUGGUAUGAGCUAUAAAGAGACAAAGCCCUACUGGACAGAGAUUCGGGAUGAGUGUGUGUUUCAGAAUAUUCCGGUGGACAUUUGGGUAGAGACUUCCAACUGCACGCCCAGCUACACGUCCCCCAAGACCAGGGUCACACUAAGAGAGAUAAUUAAAUAUGCAGAGCCACACAACAUCUCGGUGGAGUGGUCCCUGGAGAACAUGACCCUGCAGUGGGAAGCCCCUGAAAGGAAGGAGGCUGCAGUCCAGAUCCGGCACCGCGCAAACUCUUCACAAACCUGGAACAAUAUAUCCGGAAUAACAACUGUUACCAAUAAAAAAUAUACCCUUAUGCUGGUCAACCUGGAGAAGACUUCAGUGCAACAGCUCCAAAUGAGACAUCGAUCUACCAUAGCCAGUUCUUCCCUUUGGAGCAACUGGGCCAAUGUCCUCACUGUCCCCAUCGAGUUUACCCGUAUCUUGAAGACGCGGAUGAAUAAAAUAACAGCAGAAACCAAGACGCAAAGGAACAUCACACUCAAGUGGAAGCCAGUUAAUGUGAACGGAGAGAAUGUGGACUACCUCGUAGAGAUUCAAUACUUGAAAGACUGCAGCUGUAACAAGCAUGAAGAAAACUUCUCCCCCAAAAGCUACUACCGAACAGCUGUCUCCUUCUCUGCUCUGAACCUGUCAGUCAGAGCCCGGAACUCAGCCAGCUCCUCCCCCCCGGCCCUGUUCCACGUGCCCCCGGAAAACCCACCCUACUUAACAGUGUGUAGUAAGAAUACAAGCUUGACUAAAGAACAAAAAAAGCGGAGCUGCAGAGAAUUGUAUGAACUUCGAGAUGGGAAAGUGAAAGAAGACACAGUGAUAAUAUUAAAGGCUAAUGCAAAGGUUGAUGUCAGAAAAAAGAUAGAACAAGAACUGAAAGAAUAUCUUCCCUAUCUUUAUUUUGAACAUCAGUGCAAGAAAAAAUCACAACACACAACGAAAAAGUGCAUUUACUACAGGGAACAAGGAAUACCUGUGAGCCCUCCUCAGGCCUUCACCACUUCACUUGAAAACUCAGGCACUCUGUCCUGGAGGCCCAUCCCCACAGAGGAGCAGCGGGGCUUCAUCACCCACUACUCUCUGUGCAUCCAGACCAUCUCAGAGGAACUUGACUGCAGAAAGAUCAAACCCUCUCUGAGCAGCUACACUCUGAAGGAUCUGAAGCCUGGCACCAAGUACAACAUCAGUCUGGCAGGAGUCACUGAGAAGGGGGAGGGGCCCAAAGCCAGAGUCAUCAUCAACACGCCGCCCGGCAAACCCUAUCUCGUGUGGGUCACUUUUGGGUUGCUGAUUGGUUUCUUUGUCCUCUCAACAUCCUGUAGUUUCAUUUUCACAAGAAUCAAAAACCAGGUCUUUCCUCCAGUGCCGACCCCAGUGAUCACCGGGUUCAGCAGCACGCCAGCUGAGGUCCAGGUGACACCACAGCCCCGAGCGACUUGCACCACUAUCUGCCAGUGGAUCAUGGACACCUGUGCGAAGGAUCAACUGCGGUCCGAGCUUUCACCAAGACCGACAUCAUCACUGAACUACCAGGACCUGUUGGAGAGGAAGGAGUUGGUGGACAAAGUGAUCCUAGUCCAGAAUCACUCUGAGUGCUGCCUCCUGGAGGAGACAGAGAAGAACUGCACUCUCAUCAGGACUAUAACAAUAGCCCCCUCACACAUGACAGAGGAGGGGGGAGAUGAGGAAGAGGACAGGAGAUCACAAACAGGAAGUGAAGACAAUGAGCAAACUCGAAAUGAUGCCACAGAAGAAGAGAUGACUGAUCCAGAGCAAAUUCAGACUGAGAUUGCUCUACUUAUUUACAGGAAUGGACUGGUAUUUGAUGUGAAUGCUGAUUGCAGUUAA
Boleophthalmus pectinirostris (great blue-spotted mudskipper) is the source of this 2148-nucleotide messenger RNA. It is a transcript of the gene il12rb1, whose product is annotated as interleukin 12 receptor subunit beta 1. Gene Ontology annotation, cellular component: external side of plasma membrane; signaling receptor complex. The coding region runs from base 67 to 2148 and encodes 693 amino acids. The transcript has 15 exons. The record is from RefSeq and is a predicted model, not a curated record. NCBI's taxonomy places the organism in Eukaryota, Metazoa, Chordata, Actinopteri, Gobiiformes, Gobiidae. Gene Ontology annotation, biological process: cytokine-mediated signaling pathway. Gene Ontology annotation, molecular function: cytokine binding; cytokine receptor activity.